Molecule: messenger RNA, 1550 nt
Organism: Carya illinoinensis
Lineage: Eukaryota; Viridiplantae; Streptophyta; Magnoliopsida; Fagales; Juglandaceae
Product: mpv17-like protein
Exons: 7
Coding region: 88-1134 (348 amino acids)
Cellular component (GO): membrane; cytoplasm
Source: RefSeq, a predicted model, not a curated record
AGCAUUAUUCAUAUUAUUCAGUAUUUAUUUAAAGUUCUCUCCUCUCUCCCCUUCCCUUCUAUUCUCUUCUGUGGCUUGCCAUUUUCAAUGGCUACUCUUAGCAUCACCGCCCAUAAACUCCCUUCACUCACCAAAUCCAUUGCAGAAUCCCAGAGGCCUAACUUUCCUCCAUCUAUUCUCUCCGCCCAAGUCUUCACCAAGUCCAACCCAUCAAGCAAUUUCAGCUUUUCAACCACCCGUAAAAGGAGCUGUGUCAUUUGGUCGGUCACUGAGGACCGAGAGGUUGUUCCGGUGAAGGAGAAUCUUAAUAUUGUCGAGGAUGAAGAAAGCCGGUUGUUACUAAAUGGGUCUGAAGAACUUCAGCCUCUUUCUACUUCUGAGGGGAGAGAAGAGGAUGAUGAUUUUGAUAGGUUGGUUAGCAAAGCUAUCAAUGCUUCUAUUGUUCUAGGAUUUGGGACCUUCGCCGUUAGCAAGUUGCUCACCAUUGACUAUGAUUACUGGCACGGAUGGACCCUUUAUGAGGUACUAAGGUAUGCACCCGAACACAAUUGGAUUGCCUACGAACAAGCUCUCAAAGCAAACCCUGUGUUAGCCAAAAUGGCAAUAAGUGGGAUUGUGUAUUCUCUAGGAGAUUGGAUCGCCCAAUGUUAUGAAGGAAAGCCUCUGUUUGAGUUUGACCGGACACGUAUGUUCAGAUCGGGCCUUGUUGGGUUUACUCUCCACGGGUCCCUUUCUCAUUAUUACUACCAAUUUUGUGAGGCUCUUUUUCCAUUCGAAGAUUGGUGGGUGGUCCCUGCUAAAGUUGCCUUUGACCAAACAGUGUGGGCAGCAGUUUGGAACAGCAUCUAUUUUGUGGUUUUGGGGUUCUUGCGUUUUGAAUCUCCAACCAAUAUUUUUAAUGAACUGAAGACUACAUUUUGGCCCAUGCUUACUGCAGGGUGGAAGCUUUGGCCAUUUGCCCAUCUGAUAACCUAUGGUCUUAUCCCUCUUGAACAAAGGCUUCUUUGGGUAGACUGUGUGGAGCUCAUCUGGGUUACCAUACUGUCAACUUAUUCAAAUGAGAAAUCAGAAGCACGAAUAUCUGAGGCUUCAGUGGAAGCAAACCCUUCUUCAUCCAGUAGUCCUAAGGAGUAAAUGAAUUGGAAAGCAUGAUAGCAUGAUGACAGUUUUAGCAAUCAAAAGGAGUGGGUCUACAAUAUCACACUUAAUUCUGGAAGCCUGACAGUGGCAAUGUGAAACUGCAAAAUGCAAAUAGAUGGACUCAUACCUAAGACCUGCCUCUGCAGUUGCUGCUGUAUACUCCGCUCAGUCGUUAUACAUUAUGUUCUUCUUCUUCUUCUUCUUCUUCUUUCUAUACUUUUUGAGGGGGGAAGAAUUUGGGACAAACCUUUUGUACAAUUUAAUAAUGUAAAACAACAUAUUAUAUAAGCUUAGAAUUUUUUGCAAGGAUAUGUUGUGUAUUCAGUCUCCAUGUAUACCAGCUCUUCAACUUCAAGGACUAUUUCCCUCAUGAAAGCAAUAUAAUUUCAUCACUCAUGAGAUAUUUGCAA